Molecule: messenger RNA, 4044 nt
Organism: Canis lupus familiaris (dog)
Lineage: Eukaryota; Metazoa; Chordata; Mammalia; Carnivora; Canidae
Gene: MRAS
Product: muscle RAS oncogene homolog
Exons: 6
Coding region: 181-807 (208 amino acids)
Biological process (GO): signal transduction
Cellular component (GO): plasma membrane
Molecular function (GO): GTPase activity; GTP binding; GDP binding
Source: RefSeq, a predicted model, not a curated record
CGGACGCAGUCGAGGUGGCGGCCCGGGUCGCUAAGGACUGCGGAGGCGUCGGCGGGCUCAGAACUUGCCGAGCCGAGCGGAGACUCCAAGGCUGGGGCACCGGGGCUCUCGGAGAGGCCCCGCGCUCUGCCCUCCAGCGCCCCGGACCUGGGGUCUGAGCCCGUCUGACCUACCAGAAACAUGGCAACCAGUGCCGUCCCCAGUGACAACCUCCCCACCUACAAGCUGGUGGUGGUGGGAGAUGGGGGUGUGGGCAAGAGUGCCCUUACCAUCCAGUUUUUCCAGAAGAUCUUUGUGCCUGACUAUGACCCCACCAUCGAAGACUCCUACCUGAAACACACAGAGAUUGACAAUCAGUGGGCCAUCCUGGACGUUCUGGACACAGCCGGGCAGGAGGAGUUCAGCGCCAUGCGGGAGCAGUAUAUGCGCACGGGGGACGGCUUCCUCAUCGUCUACUCGGUCACGGACAAGGCCAGCUUCGAGCACGUGGACCGCUUCCACCAGCUCAUCUUACGUGUCAAGGACAGAGAGUCAUUCCCGAUGAUCCUCGUGGCCAACAAGGUCGAUCUGAUGCAUUUGAGGAAAAUCACUAGGGAGCAAGGAAAAGAAAUGGCCACCAAACACAAUAUUCCGUACAUAGAAACCAGUGCCAAGGACCCACCUCUCAACGUGGACAAAGCCUUCCAUGACCUGGUUAGGGUAAUUAGGCAACAGAUUCCAGAAAAGAGCCAGAAGAAGAAGAAGAAAACCAAAUGGCGGGGAGACCGGGCCACCGGCACCCACAAACUGCAGUGUGUGAUAUUGUGACAGGCCUGAGGCCCUGGCGACAGUGACCGUGGACCGGCCAGCCCUCGGGACCCUCCACUGCCUAACCACACUGAAAACCAUUUCUAACCAUGACCCUUGGCCCGAGGACCUGGCAUGAGAAGGGAGAAAGGGAGGGCGGGCAGGGAGGAGGUAGGCUCUGGCUUUGCCAGAAGGGCACAGGCCUUCCCAUGUCUCACAAGAGACAGGGAAGCAACAUGAAACAGAAGCAGCAUCCAAGCAUCCCUCAUGUUGAUUCAAAGCAGCUGUCCCUCAUCUCUGGGUGGCUGCGUGGUGGCUUUGAAGUACAUGGUAUCGGCGGGAUGUGGAAGCGAGGAUCCAUGGACAGAGUACCAAACAAGCCAUGAUCGAUUCCCCCACACCCCCCUGCCCCAGCCCAAAGUCUGAGCUUGGGUGUCUUUUGUAGAUUUUUAAAUUAUUUUAGUGAUUAUAAUUUUAUUAAAGGGGUCUGUGCCCACUGACUGGCAGAGCUUCGUAUCUUCAGCAGGCCUGUCUGAGACCACAUCUGGAAUAUUGUUGUUGUUGUUGUUUUUAACUGAGUUUUCCCCAGCAGUGCCAAAACUCAGCUCAGCAUGGAAGAGGGGGGACCGAGAGACUCGUGGCCGGAGGCCUGGGGAGAAGCACCCCACUCAUGGCCUCCAAACCAGAGAGAAGAGAGACACGUUUGUCCAGAAGGUUUUACUGUGCUUGAGAUUGCAGGUAUUAGGAAGCAGAAUUGUAUUUUGCUGAGCGGAGAGGCUGGCAGGAGCAUGUCAGUUUUAAGAGGGGUUUUCAUGAUCCUGGAAAUAUAGAAAUUAAGCCGAUUGGCUUUGCAAAAGCGUUUGUCUGCAUUGCAGACAAUGUGGACCAAGCUCUGUGCUCCGAGGGCUCUCCUGCAUGUAUCUCUUCUUGCUUUCCCACCACCUGCACUGCCUGGUGCCUCUUGGAUGCAAACACACGGGCAUGGAGGUUUCAGCACGUCACGGUAGGCUCAUGUGGAUGCCAUCCAGAAGGCUCUAGUUCUUGCUGAAUCUUAACCAAAAAUGAUCCAAUACUGUUGUUGCUAAAAACAGCACCAAGACCCAAAGCCUUUUCCAUCUGAGUCCACUGACCACCGCUCCUUAAAGCCCAGUAAAUGAGCAAACCCUGCUGAGCAUUUGCAACCCUACGAUUAGCUUGCCUUUCUGGCACACACUUUUCUUAGCUUCUUGGAUCUUAACUAUAACAUAAUCAGAGGAGAAAGAAAGGUUGGGGUGAUGACAUGGCCCCCACAUGUCAUGUUUCUAUAAGGGGGCAUCUCCCGCCAGCUUCCUGACGAUGCCACAUCCCUCUCAGGUGCUGCUGGUGUGAUCCAAAGACUGGGUUUUCCCAGCCAGGGAGGGUGAAGGUGCAGCAACAACAGUGCACCCCUGAUGGAAGGUCAGAAGAUGAGGCGGCAUGGCUAGUGGCCUCAUUUUCUAUUUACAGAUCAGAUCACUAAGCAAACUAGAGCAUCCCUAACAGGUGGCCUGGCUUCCUCUUUGGUGAAAGAAACCCUGAGAAAGUGAACACCCAACUGGACAUCAAGACACCUGGAUUCUUGUCUGGUUUUGAGAGUGUGCUGCGUUCCUAACUCAGCAAGAUCACCAGCACCAGGGGGCCCAGCGACUCUGUGUCGAAUGAAAUAAUUGGGACUUGGGUUAAUUGGAAAAUCAAACUUUGUCCAAAUGGCCCUUUUUCCCCCUGACCCUGAAAAGAAAGAGAACAGAGAACAUUCCAGGUCAUGCACUACAGAGUGUCCCAAGAUCCGAUCAUAUUAAUGGGCAUUUUAAACACACAGGACAAGGCCCUUUCUGACCCUUCUGCUCCUCUGAGCCGAGUCCACAACAGCCGUGGGUGCAAAGGGGAUGAGGAGACUGCAGCAAGACAGGCGGGAAGAAGUAUGGAUGGAGUUGCUUUGCGCAAAGGAGUGGUGGAGUGGGGCGGGAAGCCCUGCGCACAGGGGAGCGGCCACUGCUGGAAAGCUGCUCCUGGGCACAGACGACCAUCACAUGCCCCUACUCCCUGCUGUCUGCAGAGCCUGCAACUUCUUGGCAGCACGAGUGGGGAGUCCUGUUGGAGGCGGAUCAGCUGACCUAGAAUGAAGCCCUUAGCCAUGAAGGUAACCAGAUAAAGGGGUUCCAUCUGCUUCUGGUCCCUCCCUCAACAGGGGCAGUGCAUCUGCCCACCCCGACCCUAUCUUCUGGGACAUCUGUCCUGCAGUCAGCCCACAGCUCAGCUCCACAAUGCUCGAAGGAGAAACUGGUUAAGGAAAGGCCUUCUUCUGCGGAGUCAGGGGUCAGGCUUCAGCUUCCAUGACCCUGUGUUCCCCAUAGGUGAGACAGAGAACACUUUUCAGAGACCGUUCUUCACGUUUUAGAGAAUUGUGGGCUUCCAGAUAGGCCAGAAUGGAGUGUACCUUCGGGCAUCCCCCGUACAAUAUCUUCUCCGUGGUCAUGUGGCAGGGUCAGCUGGGAUACCCAUUGGCCAUGCUACUCCAUGACUUGAGGUGUCCAAUGGGACUUGUGUCUUUGGUGACACUUUGGUGUUUCCACUGGUUUUCCAGACCACCGAAUAGUGCUAACUUUACAUCUCCCAGAACACACGCUUCCUAAAAUCCCCUCACCCCAUGCCUUUGCCACUGUGUGCUCUCAAAUCUCCUCCUCAAAUUUUGACACCCCCAACUAGGGCUACUUUUCUAUCCAACAGGUAAUUUUAGCCAUCUUCCCCACCCCUACAGCCUGGGGCUCUAGCCACUGACUUUUCCUAUACUUUGACGCAUGGAGGUCACUUGGAUGGUUUAUAUUAGGAUUUUGACCUCACCUUGUGUUGUCUGCUGUGCAGAGUGCCUGGUAGCCUAGUGUGGCCAAUCUCACUUUGCCGGGAGAUGUGACCCACUAACACAUGGCAGCUCUGACCCAAAGGCCCCUCAGUCAUGUGACAGUAAAUCUGGAGCCACAGACAGAUUCCCUCCAUUAGCAGCCCACUGGGUUAGAAAUUCCAUGUUGGGUUUACAUAGAACGAAAGAUACUUGAAUUGUUGAGCGCCUGUGAGUGCACAGCUUCUGCUACCCGGUAUUAACAGAUGGCCAUUGUUGUGAAAUGGGAGUGAUGCCUGAGGGUCUUGAUGAUGCUUGAGCCUUUUAUGUAACUUUUUAUUAAGUCUUUGUGUAUCUCAACUCAUUAAUAAAGAAAAGAAGAACACUUGUCUUGUAUCCUCUUA